Molecule: messenger RNA, 1044 nt
Organism: Exophiala bonariae
Lineage: Eukaryota; Fungi; Ascomycota; Eurotiomycetes; Chaetothyriales; Herpotrichiellaceae
Exons: 1
Coding region: 1-1044 (347 amino acids)
Biological process (GO): fatty acid elongation
Cellular component (GO): endoplasmic reticulum
Source: RefSeq, a predicted model, not a curated record
AUGAGCGACAUCUUUACAAGCAUCUUCACAAAGGCUACAAGCAUCCUGGGUCUACUGACCACUUGCGGGGCUGUAUAUCGACUUGUCGACUUUCUCUUCUUUCAUUUCACGGUUUCCAGAGACCCUCUUGCCGCUUACAGAUCCGAUUUUCCUUCACAUGAUGAAUCCGACAGGCCGAAAACUUAUGCACUGAUCACAGGAUCAAGUGGAGGCAUUGGUUUCGGUCUUGCGGAAUCGUUAGUGAGACGUGGAUUCGGAGUCAUCUUGCUGUCGAACGACGAAGCCGGUCUUCAAUCUGCAAAGCAAAGACUGGUGCGGCAAUACCCGAACUGUGCAUCUUCGAUCGAGCUUGUACAUCUCGAUGCCGUUAGGGCUUCAGUGGAAGACAUACAGAACCGAAUAAUCAGUAAUUGCAUCGAGCUUAAGAAUCUGACCGUCACAAUCUUGAUCAACAAUGUUGGUGGUGUGCUACUGCCAUCGCCUCUGUUCAGGGUUUUCUCUGAGUAUGAUUCAAAAGGGAUCGAUGACAAUAUCGAUCUGAAUGCUCGAUUUAUGGCCCAUGUAACGCGUGCCAUGCUGCCUACUCUAUCCGCAUCAUCAGCACUUUCGUCUUCACGAAGACCGAAUCGAUCACUCAUAUUGAGCAUGAGUUCCGGCGCACGAUCUGGCAUACCUUGGCAAGGCAUAUACAGCGCAACAAAAGCAUUCAACGCUGCCUUUAGUAUGGCCCUUGCACGGGAGUUCAGAGCCACCGGGGUACCAAUUGACUGCAUUGCCGUGGUUCCGGGUGAUGUGCUUACCGACUCGAACUACACCGGGCUUGGAGCCUGGAGUCCCAGUGCUCAUCAGUUUGGAGAAAUGAUUUUGAAUAGAGUCCCUGCUGCUGUAAGCCGACAUCGGUUAUGGAUGAGUCCAUAUUGGUUGCACGCAAUUCAGAUCGCCAUAAUGGACUGGAUCCCCGAAACUAUUUUAUGUGGCGUUUUGGCUGAUAAAAUGGUGGACAAGAAACUAAUGUUUGAGAAAGAGGCACAGAAGCAGAAAUGA